Ornithorhynchus anatinus (platypus) is the source of this 2359-nucleotide messenger RNA. RefSeq names its product polypeptide N-acetylgalactosaminyltransferase like 6 (gene GALNTL6). Gene Ontology annotation, cellular component: Golgi apparatus. NCBI's taxonomy places the organism in Eukaryota, Metazoa, Chordata, Mammalia, Monotremata, Ornithorhynchidae. The record is from RefSeq and is a predicted model, not a curated record. The transcript has 13 exons. The coding region runs from base 230 to 2035 and encodes 601 amino acids.
GGUUGAGGGGUGGGAGAGGUUGAUCGAUCGGCGGAGCAUCCACACGGUCGCCAACAAUAACCCGGCCAGGAGGUGGGGAGGAGGAUUGCAAACUCCCCGGGAACGGUGCGGAUUGGUGCUGAGCCGGUCCCCAAAGUUUCCAGCUGUUGGUGGAAACGCCAGGACUUUGAGUAGAAGGAACAGCUUCGGACCCAUCGCCUUCCUCCAGCCGCCCAGCCGGUCCUUGGCCAUGAAGAGGAAACAGAAGCGGUUUCUGCAGAUGACUUUGUUGUUCAUGGUGGCUUUGAUUUUCCUGCCCAAUAUUGGUCUCUGGUCUCUGUACAAGGAUAAGCACCUGGUGAAAUCCACAGACCCGGGAGGGCAGCAGACAUUUCCACUGGGCCUAGGAGACGGGCAGCUCUAUACCUGGACAGAUGGUUUGAAAAGAAAAGACUGGCAUGACUAUGAGAGCAUUCAGAAAGAUGCUUUGCGUUCAGGGAAGGGGGAACAUGGGAAGCCUUAUCCCCUUACUGAAGAAGACCAUGAUGAUUCAGCUUAUAGGGAAAACGGCUUCAACAUUUUCGUGAGCAACAACAUCGCUCUCGAGAGAUCACUGCCAGACAUUCGCCAUGCUAACUGUAAGCACAAAGUGUACCUGGAAAAGCUGCCAAAUACUAGCAUCAUCAUUCCAUUUCAUAAUGAAGGCUGGACGUCUCUUCUGAGGACUAUACACAGCAUAAUUAACCGAACCCCUGACAGCCUGAUUGCCGAAAUCAUUCUAGUGGAUGACUUCAGUGAUAGAGAGCACUUGAAGGAAAAACUGGAGGAGUACAUGGCCCGGUUUUCCAAAGUGAGGAUAGUGCGUACCAAGAAACGGGAAGGCCUCAUCCGGACCCGACUCCUGGGAGCGUCCAUGGCCAAAGGAGAAGUCUUGACGUUCCUGGAUUCCCACUGUGAGGUUAACGUCAACUGGUUGCCCCCUCUUCUCAACCAGAUUGCCCUAAACCACAGGACCAUCGUGUGCCCCAUGAUCGACGUCAUCGACCACAAUCACUUUGGGUACGAGGCCCAGGCCGGGGACGCCAUGAGGGGAGCCUUCGACUGGGAGAUGUACUACAAAAGGAUCCCCAUCCCGCCUGAGCUGCAGAGGACCGAUCCCAGCGACCCUUUUGAGUCCCCCGUUAUGGCCGGAGGCCUCUUUGCCGUCGACAGAAACUGGUUCUGGGAGCUGGGCGGCUACGACCCAGGCUUAGAGAUCUGGGGAGGAGAGCAGUAUGAGAUCUCCUUCAAGGUGUGGAUGUGUGGCGGCGGUAUGUUUGACGUUCCCUGCUCAAGAGUCGGGCACAUCUACAGGAAGUACGUCCCUUACAAAGUUCCGUCCGGGACCAGUUUGGCGAGAAACCUGAAGCGCGUGGCAGAGACCUGGAUGGACGAGUUUGCCGAGUACAUCUACCAGCGGCGGCCAGAGUACCGCCACCUCUCCACCGGAGACAUCUCCGCCCAGAAGGAGCUGCGCAAACACCUCAAAUGCAAGGACUUCAAGUGGUUCAUGGCGGCCGUGGCCUGGGACGUGCCCAAGUACUACCCUCCCGUGGAACCCCCGCCCGCCGCCUGGGGGGAGAUUCGGAAUGUGGUGGCUAAUCUCUGCGUGGACAGUAAGCACGGAGCCACGGGAACAGAAGUGAGGCUGGACGUCUGCGUGAAGGAUGGCUCGGAACGGACGUGGUCCCACGAGCAGCUCUUCACCUUUGGCUGGAGAGAGGACAUUCGCCCAGGGGAACCUCUUCACACCCGAAAAUUCUGCUUGGACGCCAUUUCCCACAGCAGCCCGGUCACCCUGUACGACUGCCAUGGCAUGAAGGGAAACCAGCACUGGAGUUACCGGAAGGACAAAACUUUAUUCCAUCCUGUGAGCAACAGCUGUGUAGAUUGCAAUCCAGCUGAGAAGAAGAUUUUCAUGAACAGAUGUGACCCUCUGUCUGAGACCCAGCAGUGGAUUUUCGAACACAGAAACGUGACUGUUUUAGAGAAAUUUAACGGCAAUAUCAGUUCCUAGGAAGAUGGGAAGGAGAGGAAAGCAGUAGCCGAGGGACUAUUUAUAUUCCGCCGGCAAAAGACGUUUUGGCCAGCAUCUGGGUCGAAGGAGUCAGGAAUUCAAUUUCCUAGAUCCAGGAACCCCGUUCCGAGGAUGAAGAGCGUAUCGAGGCCAGGCCGAUUCACCUCCCUGUGUCCCGCCUGUGUCCGAAGAACUCGAACUCAGAACUUCACCAGCUCCUGCUGUGAACUUCAGACUGGCACUUCCCUUGCUGGUCAAGGGCAAACUUUAUUUAAAGACUUUUCCAAAAACACUUAUGAGUUAAUAAAGUGAAAGAAAACUCUA